CAUUGGCUGGUGCUUUUGCUUGUCGGGUCAAAGUCCCAUCUCACCUCGUGUCGACUACAUCACCAAGUUCUCUACGAGUUCGUGGUCAUGGAGUGCUAAAAAGCGGAGCACCUCGUGCUUCAAGUCGAACAAACAGAAAUAUGGCGUUGCGUUUCGUUUUGCGUGGUUCUUUGCUUCCAUUGAGAAGAAAAUCGUUGCGUAGAAGAGUGACCAAUCACAGACAUGGCUCAGGAUCUGCUGGAUUUCUUUCUGCCGCCUCCGUUUCGUGAUAGCGACCCGGUUGGCGCAUUUCCUGAUGUCUCCUCGUUAGGAGACUUCGUCUGCGGCGACUUCGUCAAUGCGGGAGCCUUUGACGCUCUUCAAAACCAGUCGGUCCCCACUUUGGGAGAAGACUCGUUCGAACGUGAUUGGCUAAGCGAAUGUCUGGGUUCCGACUCGUUUCUGUUGCCGCAGCAACCGUUGGAGAAACUCGUGCUCGACAGCGCGAGUCUGAGCAGUCUGUCGACAGGCGAGCAGUCGCUGGUCUCUGUUUCCAGUUUGUCGGCAGGCGAGCAGUCGCCGGUCUCUGUUUCCAGUUUCGGCUCUCCUUCUUCGACUGGCUCCUCGUUGCCGGACAAUGUUUUCGGCGAACCUAAACAAGCACCACUGCAGUUCAAGAUUCUGUCUUCUCUCAAACCGUCUGAGCCGCAAGAACUAGUUCUGACCGACUACUGUGAUGCUGCGUCUCCUCAACAACUCGUCACAUCCAAGAGCGGUUCUACUUCCUCCUCGUGUCAGCAGGAGUCGACCACCAAGUCGAAGAAGUCGACUGCACGCAAGGCACGCAAGCGCGUGCAGAACAGAGAUGCCGCAACGAGAUACAGAAUAAAGAAGAAGAGCGAGCAGGGCACUCUGGACGAGCAGGUGCGGCGCUUGGAGUCGGAGAACAAGCGGCUGGAAGACAUGCUCGCCAAGAAGAUGGCAGAACGGAAUACGCUGAGAAGUCUGUGGGAGGAGGUGCAGGGAGCUAAAAGGGUGGCGUUUAUAGCAUCAUAAAGGGCGUAGCUAGCGCGAGGCACUAACUAAAUAGCAGCAACAGCAGCAACUCACUGUAUAGUAUUUGCAUUUUGAUAUUUUAGUGGCGUAUGCAUCAGUAUUGAUAGGGUUGACAAUGUAACAGGGUUUUCUAGCUUAAUUAAUGAGAGGUAUGACAA
Molecule: messenger RNA, 1193 nt
Organism: Corticium candelabrum
Lineage: Eukaryota; Metazoa; Porifera; Homoscleromorpha; Homosclerophorida; Plakinidae
Product: cyclic AMP-dependent transcription factor ATF-4-like
Exons: 3
Coding region: 223-1035 (270 amino acids)
Biological process (GO): regulation of transcription by RNA polymerase II
Cellular component (GO): nucleus
Molecular function (GO): DNA-binding transcription activator activity, RNA polymerase II-specific; RNA polymerase II transcription regulatory region sequence-specific DNA binding
Source: RefSeq, a predicted model, not a curated record